AUGCUAUUUCAACGACUUUGGGAGCGAGGAGUUGAGUGGGAUCAGGUGUUACCUUCAGACUUAUACGAAGCAUGGGACAAGUGGUGUACAUACCUCACUGCCUUGAAGGACGUCGCUGUUCCAAGACUCAUCGUUCGCGACUUCAACAAAGACAAAACAGAAAAGGCAUUGCAUGUCUUCUGCGAUGCUAGCACAAAAGCGUACGGAGCUGUAGCGUACGUGGCAUCGAAAGAGGAAGAGGGAAGAAAGUGUGUGACCAUUGUAAUGGCGAAAUCGAGAGUGGCACCCCUCAAGCGGUUGACCCUUCCGCGACUAGAGCUUAUGGGAGCAUUAAUUGGCGCUCGUUUGGCACAUUAUCUAACAAAGAAGUUGAAGAUGGAAGGACUCCCAGUGUAUCUGUGGACUGACUCCAUGAUCGUCUUUUAUUGGAUUCGUAGUUCUGCAAACCGGUGGAAGCAGUUUAUUGCAAAUCGCGUCUCAGAGAUCCAAGGUCUGACGGAACCAAUCAACUGGAGACAUUGUCCUGGUUCAGAAAACCCAGCAGAUCUUUUAACGCGUGGACUCAUGCCAAGUGCUCUUGUUGAGAACAACACAUGGUGGAAUGGACCCAUCUGGCUUCAAUGCUCGGAAUCAUCCUGGCCAAGUCAAGUUGAGGAAAGACCAGAAUGCGAAGAGUACAAGGCUGAAGAAAAGAAAGAUACUGUUGUUCAACUCACAAUACCCGACGAAAUUCAUCUGAUGAACUUGGAGAACUACAGUUCAUUUAAUAAGUUGGUUCGAGUGACGGCCUGGAUUAAACGCUUCGUAAACAACAUAAAACAACAAGGACAACGCAGGGGAGCGCUAACAAGCGAUGAAAUCAUAGACGCAGAAAAAUACUGGAUAGCGGCUACACAAAUGCAGGCUUUCCCGAAGGAAAUCGUACACCUGAAAGAUCAGCAGCAAGUUGACAAAAAAAUCAAAAAUCAAGUCGUUCAACCCAAUUAUGGACAGUGA
Ixodes scapularis (black-legged tick) is the source of this 996-nucleotide messenger RNA. RefSeq lists its product as uncharacterized. The transcript has a single exon. The coding region runs from base 1 to 996 and encodes 331 amino acids. The record is from RefSeq and is a predicted model, not a curated record. Lineage: Eukaryota; Metazoa; Arthropoda; Arachnida; Ixodida; Ixodidae. Gene Ontology annotation, molecular function: nucleic acid binding.